ACUGAGUAGCCCUUAUGACAAACAUGAGCUGGAGCUUUCUAACCCGCCUGCUAGAAGAGAUUCACAACCACUCCACCUUUGUGGGGAAGGUCUGGCUCACCGUGCUCAUCGUCUUCCGCAUUGUCUUGACAGCAGUGGGGGGGGAGUCCAUCUACUCUGAUGAGCAGAGCAAGUUCACCUGUAACACCAAGCAGCCCGGUUGUGACAAUGUCUGUUACGAUGCCUUUGCGCCGCUGUCACAUGUCAGGUUCUGGGUCUUCCAGAUCAUCAUGAUAUCCACCCCUUCGGUCAUGUACCUGGGCUAUGCCAUCCACAGGAUCGCCCGGUCGGCGGAGGAGGAGAAGAAGUUCAAGGGAUUCAAGAAGAAGAAGCAGUUUGCUUUGAACUGGCAGGCAGUGCGCAACAUGGAGGACGCGAUGGAGGCUGAUGAAGAUGAGCCCAUGAUCUCUGACGACACAGCAGAACGUGAGAAAGCCAAAGCCAAGCCCAAGAGCAAAGAGCAGCAAAAGCACGACGGGAGGAGGCGUAUCCAGGAAGAAGGGCUGAUGAAAAUCUAUGUCUUUCAGCUACUUACCAGAGCUUCGUUUGAAGUUUGCUUUUUGAUAGGGCAGUAUUUACUCUAUGGCUUUGAGGUAGAAGCCUAUUAUGUCUGCAACAGAGUCCCUUGCCCUCAUACUGUGGACUGCUUUGUGUCCCGGCCAACAGAGAAGACCAUCUUUCUCCUGGUGAUGUACGUGGUGAGCUGCCUGUGCUUAUUGCUGAACAUGUGUGAGAUGUUCCACUUGGGGUUUGGAACCAUCCGAGAUGCCAUUCGCAACCGGAAAAUCAACAGCUUCAGGCAACCUCCCUAUAACUAUGCCUACCCAAAGAACAUCUCCUGCCCUCCUGAGUAUAACCUGGUAGUGAAAUCAGAGAAGUCCACCAAGAUCCCCAACAGCCUGAUGGCUCACGAGCAGAACUUGGCUAAUGUUGCUCAGGAGCAGCAGUGCACCAGCCCAGAUGAGAACCUCCCGGCAGACUUGUCCACCCUUCACAAACACUUGCGAGUGGCCCAGGAGCAGUUAGACAUAGCAUUUCAGAGCUACAGCAGCACUCAGGGCAACACACAACCUUCUCGAACCAGCAGUCCCGCCUCGGGCGGUACGGUGGUAGAGCAGAACAGGGCCAACACAGCCCAGGAGAAACAAGGUGCUAAACCCAAGGCCAGCUUGGAGAAAGGAAGCUCAAGCAGUAAAGAUGGAAAGACAUCUGUAUGGAUAUAG
Messenger RNA from Nestor notabilis (Kea), 1262 nucleotides. RefSeq names its product gap junction protein, gamma 2, 47kDa (gene GJC2). Gene Ontology annotation, biological process: cell communication. NCBI's taxonomy places the organism in Eukaryota, Metazoa, Chordata, Aves, Psittaciformes, Psittacidae. The record is from RefSeq and is a predicted model, not a curated record. The coding region runs from base 15 to 1262 and encodes 415 amino acids. Gene Ontology annotation, cellular component: connexin complex. The transcript has a single exon.